AAACAUUUUCUUGUCAGUUUGAUUCCUCUAAUGAUGCACUUUUUAGUGGUAAACUUCAAUUAUCAUUAUAUUUGUAUUUGUGUGUAAGCAUACUCUCAUGUAAUGGUACAUUUCAUAAACAAUCGACGGAGUAAAAGGCAUCAUUUAAAGUGCAUAAGUAUUUAUAACAAUUAUGAUGUAAUAGACGCGUAAUAUUGAAUAAUUUUAAGAUAAAUAUAUAUACAGUAAAAUAUUAUGAAUUCGAUUUCACUGUUUCAUUAUAAAAAGGAAGUCAUUAAAAUUAAGAGAAAUGUAUAGAGUAAACAUGGAACUGAGUUGUUCGUUUUUCAAUAUAUUCAUUAUUUUGCUUGUUUCUGUUGAUUAUACAAAAUGUAUGUCAAAUGUAAUAAGUGGCAAAAUACUUAUACCAGUAUCAUUUGGGGCUUAUGCUUCAUUGGAUUAUCCAUUCAUAGUAUUGUGGGGGGAACAUAUUUAUAGACCUUACAAAAUACCAUUUUAUUAUGGUAAGUAUAACGAUAAAUAUAAUUACUACUAUUAUCCUAAUUAUAAUUCGCAAUCGGUGGUACCCACUGAAUACAGUUCAUCAUUAUCAUCAUAUGAGAAUUAUGGAGAUAAUCAUAAUAAUGAAAUAUUGGAAAGUGAACGACAGGAGGAAAAUUUAUAUUAUUAUGACAGAAAUACAAAUGAUAAAACUUCACCUACCAGUCAAAAAGAUGAUCGAAGUUAUAAAAAUGACAAUUAUCAGACGUCCUUUUAUGAUAAUAUUAAAUAUACCCAGCCAGAUUAUAACGCAGUUAAGAAAAAUAAAUCAAAUUCUAUGUAUAGUAAAUACAAUUACAAGAUGCCUGAAGUUACAAAUUCACAUAACAGGAAACGCUUACACAAAGAAUUGACAUACAAGUAUAAACCUAAUGUACAUAAACUAAAGAAAUUCGGAUAUAAUGAUCAAUACAAAGUAUCAAAGACAGUUUAUUCUAAUGAUAACAUUAGAAAAUAUCGCAACAAUAACAGAAAAGUAAGUUAUCAAUCAAGUAAAUCUAAUGAUCACCAUCAUAUCGAUGAUCACUAUCAUUUCGAUGAUCACCAUCAUAUCGAUAAUCACCAUCAUAUCGAUAAUCAUCAUUAUAUCGAUGAUCACCGUCAUAUCAUUGAUCAACAUCAUAUCGAUAAUGAACAUCGUAUGGAUAAUCUCCAUAAUAUCGAUGAUCACUAUCAUAUCAUUGAUCAACAUCAUAUCGAUAAUGAACAUCGUAUGGAUAAUCCCCAUUAUAUCGAUGAUCACUAUCAUAUCAUUGAUCAACAUCAUGUCGAUAGUGAACAUCAUAUCGACAAUGAACAUCAUAUCGAUAAUCACUAUCAUAUCGAUGAUCACAUAAUUAGGUCUUUAAACAAGAAUAACGAUAAGUUUGCAACAAUGAAAUUGAAAUAUCAUGAUCAACUUAUUGAUUAUAUGAGUAAACCGGAUUAUGAUAAUAAAAAUUAUGAUAAAUUUAAUUAUAGAAAAUAUCAAAAUCCUAAACGUGUUUACAAGAAACCAAUGAUCAAUAGUCAAGAAAUGUUAAAUGAUGUUUAUGAAAAAAAGAAAUUAAAGAAUGGCGAUAAAAAACAUCGAGAGGAAUACAGUCAUGAUCGAAAUGAUAAACCAAAACCUGACAAUGAAAAGAAUUAUAUUGAUAGAAAAAUUAAUUAUGAUGAGGAGAUAAAUAGAAAAGCCCCAAAAAACAAAAUGGGUAAAUCAGAAAAGAAGAGAGGAGACAAUAAGGAAGAGGUUAAUAAAGAAGUAAAACAUCCAAGUGAAGAUGAUGUUAGUGUGAUUAAAGUGGUCAAUGAAUACGCAUAAACAUAGAGUAAUGAAUAUAAUAAUAAUGUAAUGAUAAUUUAAUCCUAAAUAUAAUAAUUUAAUAUAAUAAUAUGGUUGCCUUUUUAUAAUUCUCUUAUGAACUGUUGAUCAUUCAUUCUGAAAAUCAAAAUGAACUUGAAUGAAUAAAAGUUGAUAAAAUGAUUAUGCAAAGAGACAGGAGACCAAAAUUGCGUAGCAAACUUUAUUGCCAGUAGCUAAAUAGUGGUGCUUGUAGUUCAUACAAAUAUUUAGGUGAUCAAAAUGUUAUAGAAAAAAAAAACAAUCUUUUAUAAGUGACAAUGGUUACGUGAAUAAUUUACCAAUCAUAGCUUGAUCAUAUUUGGAUCUUAUUUACUGAGGAAAAUCUUACGUCAUUAUGUGGUUUGUACAACUUGAUUUUGAAUGUAAUUCUUACAGAAAUUGUAAAUAGCUAAUUUUGCAAUACUUUUUAUCCAUAAACUUGGUUUAUUUGAAGUUGGAUUUCAGAGACGUUUGUGCCAAAAUCUAGCUGCCUGUUUACUUUUAGAAAUUUAGAACUAAAUAAAUUCAAUUCUUGCAUAAUA
Molecule: messenger RNA, 2403 nt
Organism: Schistosoma intercalatum
Lineage: Eukaryota; Metazoa; Platyhelminthes; Trematoda; Strigeidida; Schistosomatidae
Source: the annotation of a GenBank genome assembly